GGCGUGCAAGGCUCGUACAUUUACCUUGGAAGCGUCCUCUUGACCAAUUUGAACCUUCAUUUGGAAAGUUUUAUAGUCUGUGACAAAUUACUGGAAUUUAUCCAAGCCAAGGGUUUUCAAACAUGAAUGCUUCAAGUGAAAGGUUUUUUGAAUGUCCUUCCUGUGACAAGAGAUUUGCAUCACAAGCAAAGCAAAAGCAACAUUUAAUUACGCACACUGGGGAAAGGCCUUUCAGCUGUUCUUUCUGUGACAAGACUUUUCAACAUUCUUGGACCCUUAAGCAACAUGAAGCAAUACAUGGCAACAAGAAGCCCCACAAGUGUACGAUGUGUGAUAAGAGUUUCUACACUGCUUUUAAAUUAAAGAUGCACCUUCGAGUGCAUAGUGAUGAGAGGCCAUACAUUUGUAACCAGUGUGACAAGAGCUUCCGUUGGUGGAAUUCAUGGAAAGUACAUCAAAAAUGGCAUGACGGGUUGAAGCCUCACAAAUGUUCAUCAUGUGACUACAAAACUUUGUAUAAAUCACAUCUUGUGGAACACAGAAGACUUCAUACUGGUGAGAAGCCUCACAAAUGUUCUCACUGUGAUAAAGAGUUCCGCACCAAAGCAUCACUUCUCUUUCAUAUAAGAAUACAUAGUGGUGAAAAGCCUUACAGUUGUCCUCACUGCGAACGACGAUUUUCUCAAUGGUCAACACUAAGAGGUCACAUUAGUACACAUACUGGUGAGAAGUUAUAUCAAUGCUCAAUUUGUGAUAAGGAAUUCAAAAGCAAAAAAUGUGCUUAUAAACACUAUGCUGUAGUGCACAAGAAUGAGAUAUCUAGCUCUGGGAAAAGCUACAGCUGUAGUCAGUGUAAAAAGGUUUUCAUUGACUUGGCUGGUGUUGAAACUACAAUCCGACCUACUGAACCUGUACAGCAAUCUGAUGCUGGUGAAAACUUUGGACUAGUAUCAGAUUCCAGUCAUGCAAAUGUGUCAAGCACUGGUGUGAAGUAUUUUAAAUGUGAUGUUUGUAGCACAUGGAACAACUCAAAUCAGGUUGGUCUAAAGUUGUCUCAUCACUCAUCACACCCUAAAAUCAAAGUGAAGAAAAGGCAGUUUUCUGAAAAGACCUUUAAGGGUGAAGAAUUUUCUGGACAAUCAUCAGCUGACAAACCAUCAUUUCUCCCUAACAAGAAGGAUUUCAGUAACAAGUGUUCUAAACAACCAAAAGUUGUAAGGACUCAGAUUUCGCUGAAUAAUGAAAAACAGAAAAUUAAUUGUCAUAUUUGUAACAAGCAGUUCAAGAAGGAGAGUCUUCUCGUAAGCCACUUGAAAACACACACAUGUGGCAAGUGUGGUGACGUGUUUGAAAAUGAGGACAAUUUAAGGAUGCACAGGAAAACCCACAGGGAUGAAAAAUGCUUUAAGUGCGAUUUUUGUGAGAAGAAGUUUAAGGAUAAAGGACAUUGUAAUAGACACAUGUGGAUCCACGCUGAAAGCAAACCUCAUAACUGCUCUGAGUGCAGAAAGUCUUUUGCUGAUAUAAGUCAACUGCAGAGGCAUAAAAAAUGUCACCUAGAGAAACGUUUUCAUUGCAACGAUUGUGGUAAGUGGUACAGAUGGGAAUUCUACUUUAAAAAACAUAGAUGUAAGAAAAGAAAGGAAGGUCAGAACUCUUUCAUGUGUGACAAUUGUGGUAAAUCUUUUGAUAAAGCGGCUUCUCUUAAAACUCACAAAAGUUCUCCAUGUCAAAAGCAGCUAAAAGUUGAUACAAGUGCCCUUAGUGUUGAGGUGGUUACCUUGGUUUAAGUGAAUUUAUUACACAAGAUAGUGAAUAAAAAAAGUUAACGUUUUAUUAACACUUUUUGUUACAAGGAAAUUGUGAAAUUAAGGGUCUACAUAAUAAUGAUAAGUAAUUUUAGCAAAUGUUAAGAAAAAGAAAUACGCAAUUUUAAUUGAUUCAAUGUUUCGAUGUAGCAGCUUACAUCAUAGAAAUUUUCAGUUUCAGAUUUGCAUAACCCAUGCUGUUGUACAAUACUUAAGGAUUUUUGAUUGAAGGGAAUUCAUUUGACCAAUUAAAUUCUUAAGAAUGGCCAGCAUCUAAUUCCUCCUUACAGUAAAACUUAAUCAUACAUUAAGACCAUUAGAACAAGGGAAACGAUCUCCAACCUAAGAAGCUGGGAUAGCGAAACAAAUUCUCUUUGUCAAUACAAAAGAAAAUGUAUAUAAAAGGGUAUGAAGAAUAUGGCCACUAAUGUUAGACUGUGAAGUGUUCAAUGAACUGUUU
Pocillopora damicornis (cauliflower coral) is the source of this 2268-nucleotide messenger RNA. RefSeq lists its product as uncharacterized. The record is from RefSeq and is a predicted model, not a curated record. NCBI's taxonomy places the organism in Eukaryota, Metazoa, Cnidaria, Anthozoa, Scleractinia, Pocilloporidae. Gene Ontology annotation, molecular function: RNA polymerase II cis-regulatory region sequence-specific DNA binding; DNA-binding transcription factor activity, RNA polymerase II-specific. Gene Ontology annotation, biological process: regulation of transcription by RNA polymerase II.